Molecule: messenger RNA, 1735 nt
Organism: Oncorhynchus tshawytscha (Chinook salmon)
Lineage: Eukaryota; Metazoa; Chordata; Actinopteri; Salmoniformes; Salmonidae
Product: ceramide synthase-like
Exons: 5
Coding region: 468-1313 (281 amino acids)
Biological process (GO): lipid homeostasis
Cellular component (GO): membrane; endoplasmic reticulum
Source: RefSeq, a predicted model, not a curated record
UAAGAGAGCGCUUGUCGAGUCGUUGAUAGUUCGCAUAUAGCAAGGUACCCCAAACUCGGAGAAACCGACGCGUAGGUCAAACCUUGCCUCGGUUUAAUUCACAUAUGUAUUAUUUUUUCCCCAGUUUUUUUUCUGGUAGAAUAUUCCCAAACCUCGAUAUUAAAUUGUAUUCCGCGGCAUGUAGUUAGCGUGCUGUCUAACGUUACCGGCUUUGCGCCAGGAGUGAAGACCAAUCAAUCACCGGGUACCUUCGCUAGCUAGGUUGUGUGUACAGUGUGGUGUUGCUGAGGCAAGGGAAAAAACGCAGCGGUCACCGGUGACUGGAUCUUGUGGCGUGAGCACUAAUGCUGUCUAGCAAACACGGCGAAUCCCAGUCGCCGGUGUAAAACGCGGUGUGUAAAAUACAUCUUGCAGCCCUCGACCCAUAUUAUAAUAAUAGAUAGGUCGAUAGUGGGAGAAACGCAAGGAUGUUGCAAGUGCUGGCUUGCGGCGUCGUAGUUUUUCCUGGACUCUUCUUCGUCUUUCGGAAGGUACUCCCGUCCAUUUUCAAACAGUGGACCGAUGCAGACGUUGUACUGGUCAGCGAGAGGCUGGUGUCCUCCAUCCACGCCAUCAUGGCCACCACAGCAGGAGUCAUCGUCGUGUUGGCAUGCAGCGGUGACGUCAUGACUGACAGGUACUGGCUGGCCACCUACUUUGUCAUCUGGUACGGCGUGCCCUACAUGACAUACGAUAUCUACGCCAUGUACCUCAGCCACUACUACCGCUUCCGGGUCAAGGGUCACGAGGAGUAUAAGGAGCACUCGUUGACCACGAUCAACUCGUUUGUCCGCCGUGAGUUCCUGCUGGUGCUCCACCACAUCGCGCUGCUCACCAUCCUGCUGCCCGUCACCCUGUUCUUCAGGAGGGACCAGGGCGAUUACUUCAUCGGCUGCCUGUUCCUCACAGAGCUCAGCACGCCCUUCGUCUCCUUAGGGAAGAUCCUCAUCCAGCUGGGUCUGCAGGACUGCUGGAUCCAUAAGGCCAAUGGGGGCAUGGUGUUGCUCAGCUUCUUCCUGUGUCGAAUCGCCCUCUUUCCCUACAUGUACUGGGUCUACGGCCGUCACUACGGCAUCCCCGUCUACGGCGUGCCCUUCCACCUGACACUGUCGGUCAACCUGGGCAGCCUGUGUAUCCUGGCGCCGCAGGUCUACUGGUUCGUGCUGCUCUGCCGCAAGGGCUGGCGGCUCUACCAGCGCCAGUGUCACUCCUCCCCCCUGCCCCCACCUAGCCCCCCCUCCCUCACGGACAACCAACCCAAGGGAAACGAUUAGAGCUGGAGAGCUCACUCCGUCACCAUCGCUCUCUCUCUGUUCUUUCUCGGUUCUCUCUACUCUAUAUGCUCUCGAGUCACACAAAAAUGAACCACCAUCGACUACUACUUACUACUUCUACUGCAGAAGCACUUCGGCUACAUACCACAGUCUCCACAAAACUACUACCGUUACUACUAUGAUUCCACUAGUACUGCUACUGCUCCUCCUUCCCCUGAGCCCCCACCCCCAUGUUUCCCUUUUGCUUCGAUACUACUGAUCGCUCCAUGCCCAGUCCAAGCUAUACUCAAUUUUUUUUUGUUGUUGAGUGCUCGUGUGCUUGGAUUAGAGUGAUUGGACAGGGGUUAUAUUUGUAGUGCUACACUGGAGUUUCCCUAAAAGAUAUGAAGAAGACCGAGAAUGGAGGUCCUGGCUAUUUUCGG